AAUAUGGUGCUAUCAUUAGAGUAUAUACCAAAUGCCCAUUCAAGCUACACUCCACUAGACAAACAUGAAUGGGACUCAGGAUGCGCCGGCAGGCGCGCCACUGGCCGCGCAUUUCGAGGCCAAGCGGCGAAUCAUGGCUACUGUGAAGCAAAUGGAGGAGCGCGGCGAGAAGCUGGAGGAGGCCACACCGGAAGAGAUCCUGGAGGCAGCCAGCAAGGCAGCGGAAACCGUGUUCAAAUUUGACUUUAGCAUCUCUGCCGAAGACGCUGAGACGAGCGACAAAAAGCGCGAUCGGAAUCGCAAGCGCAGCAAGAAGAGGAGAGCCAAGAAGGCGCAGAUCGAAGCAGCAACGAACACCGAGGAAGCGGCUCCUACGACCGAGCGAUCGACCGUUCCAGUGACGCCAGCACCACAACGGGGCAAUGCAAAGGAUUCUAAGCGAUCGGCGCCAAAGCAGCAGGUGACCAAUACGACAGUCAAACCGACGGGGUCGUCGUUCCUAAAACUCCGUAAAGCAACAGGCACCGAGUCCGAAGUAGCCAAGAUGCACCUUCGAUACGGCCAGGGACGGCGGAACCUGGCGGCGAUUAAACAGCGCGAGAUGCGCAAGAAGACGGCAGUGGCGACGGAGGAACCACCGAACAGCGACUUCAAGUUUAACUUCACCGCCACGUCGUAGAGAACAAUACGAGUGACUCAUCGAAACCAAUAGAAUACGUGGCGCAAUGCUUUUCUAGAUCAGAA
Phytophthora nicotianae INRA-310 is the source of this 744-nucleotide messenger RNA. RefSeq lists its product as hypothetical. The transcript has a single exon. The record is from RefSeq and is a predicted model, not a curated record. Lineage: Eukaryota; Oomycota; Peronosporomycetes; Peronosporales; Peronosporaceae. The coding region runs from base 65 to 679 and encodes 204 amino acids.